GCGCUGUUCCUCUUCAGCUGUUCCUGUCGGUGACGGUGCAACUUAUUAUCGGUCGUCCCGAACCCGGGUUCAUCCGACACCGGAACCGCGCGCCAGUGUACUACCCGCGAGGAUGCCUCCCAAAUUCGAUCCCAACGAAGUUAAAAUCGUGUAUCUCCGAUGUACUGGGGGUGAAGUUGGUGCUACUUCAUCACUGGCUCCCAAGAUUGGCCCACUGGGUCUGUCUCCCAAGAAAGUAGGUGAUGACAUUGCCAAGGCUACAGGUGACUGGAAAGGACUGCGUAUAACUAUCAAACUGACUAUUCAAAAUCGACAGGCACAGAUUGAAGUUGUUCCAUCAGCUUCUGCCCUCAUCAUCAAAGCUCUGAAGGAGCCUCCUCGUGAUAGGAAGAAGCAAAAGAACAUCAAACACAGUGGCAGCAUCACCUUCGAUGAAGUGGUUGCUAUUGCCCGACAAAUGAGGCACCGUUCUCUGGCCAGGGAACUUGCAGGAACUGUGAAGGAAAUUCUGGGAACUGCUCAGUCCAUUGGCUGCAACAUUGAUGGCAAACACCCCCACAGUGUGAUUGAGGAUAUCAACCAGGGCAAGAUUGAGGUUCCCUCAGAAUAAAAUGGAGGUGUCAAGUUUCCAAAUAAAGCAUUUUCUAAAAAAAACUUGGUGUUUGAAUCUUUUAAAAUUUCAAACUGUAGCUGAAAUUUUUGAAUCAUUUGAUCACUGUCGAACUAAGAAUCUGAUUAUGGUGUUUGUACUCACUCCAUCCAGUUUGGGGUAUUUGACUUUAACCACUUGAUCUUCUCAUGCAAGUGUGAUUUGGUGGUCUGUCUUUCCCACGUACAAUAAUUUUAUGCUUGUGUGAAGUGUUGCAAUUGGAGUUCAGCAUGCAGUAAAGGCAGGAACAGAA
This is a messenger RNA of Hemiscyllium ocellatum (epaulette shark), 902 nucleotides long. RefSeq names its product ribosomal protein L12 (gene rpl12). NCBI's taxonomy places the organism in Eukaryota, Metazoa, Chordata, Chondrichthyes, Orectolobiformes, Hemiscylliidae. Gene Ontology annotation, biological process: translation. The record is from RefSeq and is a predicted model, not a curated record. Gene Ontology annotation, cellular component: cytosolic large ribosomal subunit; ribosome. Gene Ontology annotation, molecular function: large ribosomal subunit rRNA binding; structural constituent of ribosome. The transcript is spliced from 7 exons. Bases 113 to 610 code for a protein of 165 amino acids.